Nannospalax galili (Upper Galilee mountains blind mole rat) is the source of this 3483-nucleotide messenger RNA. It is a transcript of the gene Fam13b, whose product is annotated as family with sequence similarity 13 member B. NCBI's taxonomy places the organism in Eukaryota, Metazoa, Chordata, Mammalia, Rodentia, Spalacidae. Bases 512 to 3214 code for a protein of 900 amino acids. The transcript is spliced from 23 exons. Gene Ontology annotation, biological process: signal transduction. The record is from RefSeq and is a predicted model, not a curated record.
CCUCCCGCUCGCCGUUAGGGAGGCUCUGCGCCUCAGCCGCUGCCUCCUUCCUCGCUCCCGCCCCCUUGUCCGCGUCUCGGCCGCCGCCGCCGCCGCUGCCGCCGCCGCCGCCGCCCGGGAUAGCCCGGGGGUCGCUACCGGGCUGGCCCUGCGCCACAGCCAUCGCUUCAGCCUCGCGCUAGAGGCCGGCUCGGGAGGAGACUCGCCGGCCGCGGUUCCACUUAGAGCUUCGGCUCUCGCCUUCUUGACGUCGCCAAGGGUUCUGGAGAAGCGGCCGAGGCCGGGGAACGGGGCUUCGCGGUUCCAACGAUUAACUGCUGAAGUACUGAUCGAGUUCUGCGUUUCUUCAAUGAGGAACUACAGGCUGAUCUUCUGCCAUAAUCUUAAACAACCAUAAAUGACAAAAGAAUGCUUGCUCAUUGAGGGUAGCUGGUACAGAAGCCAUUUUUUAAACUUAGGUGUUUAAGUACUCAAAGAAAAGACAGCUUUGAUUUCUGGCUGCAAAAAAGAUAUGAGGAAGAGCUCCUCCCCUUCCUUGAGUAACUGCAACUCCGUUCUUGCUAACAAAAUAUUUGGAAUUCCACUUGAUGAGCUGCAGCAGGGAGGACAUCCAGACAAUGAGGUUCCAUUCAUAGUCCGCCACGUUGUGGACUAUAUUGAGGAACAUGGAGGUCUGGAGCAACAAGGACUGUUUCAAGUCAAUGGAAAUGCUGAGACAGUGGAUUGGCUUCGGCAGAGAUACGACAGCGGAGAAGAGGUGGAUUUGGUUAAGGAAGCAGAUGUUCCCUCAGCUAUUAGUCUUCUUAGGUUUUUCCUUCAGGAACUUCCUGAACCUGUUAUACCUGGCAGCUUGCAUAUUCACUUAAUGCAGCUUUCUCAAGAUUAUAAUAAUGAAGAUGAAUUUGGAAGAAAGUUGAGGUUCCUCUUGCAACAGCUUCCACCUGUUAAUUACAGUUUAUUAAAGUUUCUGUGUAGGUUUUUAGCUAAUGUAGCAUCACAUCAUGAAGAAAUUUGGUCUGCAAAUUCUUUGGCUGCUGUCUUUGGUCCAGAUGUCUUCCACAUUUACACAGAUGUAGAAGAUAUGAAAGAGCAAGAAAUUGUGAGCAGAAUAAUGGCAGGACUUUUGGAAAAUUACUAUGAGUUUUUUGAGAAUGAAGAGGAAGAUUUUUCAUCAAAUGAUCUGAGUUCAAUUACUGAACAGGCAGGUAGCAGCGUUCUCCACAAGCUGGAGUCUGGAGAGCAGGCAUUUCACGAGGUCCUAGAGAAGGGAAUUACAGCAGUCAAAGAAAGAAGAGAUGUUAAUGAACUUUCUGAGGAAGAAGAGGAAGAUGAAAAGCUGGAACACAUAGAAGAACUUCCAGAAGAGGGUGCAGAAAAAUCAGAUGACAUGCCAGCGGUGGUGCAGCUGAGGACUGAAAAUGUCCUGGAACCAAAUAGUGUUACAUCAACAAGGAUUGAUGCUGAUACUACUAAUGUCAGUGAUGGUAACAUAGAAUGUUCAGAACCUGUGGCUAGCAUUACUGUAGACAAUGAAGUCAUGCAGCAAGAUUUUAUAUUUGAGGAUCAGAAAAAUAAUCAGUCUGUAGGUAUAUUGUUAGAGCCAUGCAGUGACCACGGUGAUAGUGAAGAUGGCUAUCCUGAUAGGAAGGAAUAUUUGUUAUGUGGCAGUGAUAAAUUGCCACCCUUGAUUCUGGAUUCUAGUAGCAAGAUGCAUGAUUUGAAUGCCAACACUGAAUCAGAAGUGACAGGAAGUCAAAGUGUUGGUGUUCAAGGAGAAGCAGCAUGUAUACAGAUUGCACAUUUAGAUCUGAAGAGUGUUUCUGAUGGUGAUAAAUGGGAAGCAUCAUGCCUUAUCACUUUUCCCCUCAUUGAUUUCAAAACAAUGCAUCUGCAGAGAGAUGGGGAGGAACCGUUUCCUGCUUUUAAGUCUUGGCAGGAGGACUCUGAGUCUGGAGAAGCUCAGCUUUCUCCACAAGCUGGAAGAAUGAAUCAUCAUCCCCUGGAAGAGGACUGCCCUCCAGUAUUAUCACAUCGCAGUUUAGAUUUUGGGCAAAGCCAGCGCUUCCUACAUGAUCCAGAAGCAUUGGAUUUCUCGUCAAAGGCCCUUUCCUUUACUAGAAUUCGAAGAUCAUCCUUUAGUUCAAAAGAUGAAAAAAGAGAAGACAGAACACCUUAUCAGUUGGUCAAGAAACUUCAGAAAAAAAUCAAACAAUUUGAGGAGCAAUUUGAAAGGGAAAGAAAUAGCAAGCCUUCCUACAGUGAUAUUGCAGCUAACCCGAAGGUAUUAAAAUGGAUGACAGAGCUUACCAAACUUCGGAAGCAAAUUAAAGAUGCAAAACACAAAAACUCUGAUGGAGAAUUUGUACCUCAGACACGUCCACGUAGUAACACUCUUCCAAAAAGUUUUGGCUCUUCUCUAGACCAUGAAGAUGAAGAGAAUGAAGGUGAACCUAGAGUCAUUCAGAAAGAGAAGAAGCCUUCUAAGGAAGCAACUCUUGAACUGAUUAUGAAAAGAUUGAAGGAAAAACGUGCUGAGAGGUGCCUUCCAGAAGAUAUCAAGAAAAUGACAAAAGAUCAUUUGAUAGAAGAGAAAACUUCUCUCCAGAAGAGUCUUCUUUAUUAUGAAAGUCAACAUGGAAGGCCGGUGAGCAGGGAAGAAAGGCACAUCGUUAAACCUCUCUAUGAUAGAUACAGGCUUGUGAAACAGAUGCUGACAAGAGCUAGCAUUACUCCUGUACUUGGAUCUCCCUCCACAAAGCGUCGGGGUCAAAUGUUACAGCCGAUCAUAGAAGGAGAAACUGCACAUUUUUUUGAAGAAAUCAAGGAAGAAGAAGAAGAUGGUAUUAGUCUGUCCUCUGAGUUAAGUGAGAUCUUGAAAACAGCUGUACAGACACAGUCUUCAUUGGAAAACUCAGAAUCUGAUGUUGAAGAAAAUCAAGAAAAACUGGCUCGAGAUCUCCGAUUAUCAAGUACUCGAGCAGCUUCUAUGCCUGAAUUACUGGAACAACUUUGGAAAGCCAGAGCUGAGAAAAAGAAACUACGUAAAACAUUAAGGGAAUUUGAAGAAGCAUUUUAUCAGCAAAAUGGAAGGAAUGCCCAGAAAGAGGAUCGUGUUCCAGUGCUUGAGGAAUAUAAGGAGUACAAGAAAAUUAAAGCCAAGCUUAGACUUCUUGAAGUUCUUAUCAGCAAACAAGAUUCUUCAAAAUCCAUUUAAAAUACGUUCCUUGAAAAUUCACAUCAUAAAGUCAGUUGUGUUCCUUGAAGGUAUCACCAUUGUACUUGGCUUGCACUUGAGUUCAUUUUGUCAGUCUCUCAGAGAAUCUCAUUUUGUACUUGGUUGUGCCACUAAGCACAGGAAGGGGAGGGUCUAGUAGACCCUCUCUGGGGAAAGUAAGGGAUGUUCCAUGUGUUACCACAGACUCUCCUCUCCACCUUUAGCAAACACGGUUUCCUUCUUUAUUUUGUACAACAGAUACAUCCUGU